Molecule: messenger RNA, 1473 nt
Organism: Octodon degus (degu)
Lineage: Eukaryota; Metazoa; Chordata; Mammalia; Rodentia; Octodontidae
Gene: Npdc1
Product: neural proliferation, differentiation and control 1
Exons: 9
Coding region: 214-1233 (339 amino acids)
Cellular component (GO): membrane
Source: RefSeq, a predicted model, not a curated record
CUCCGCGCACUCCGCGCGCACGCCUCCUGCCUCGCGCCUCCAUCCCGGAUUCUCCGCUGCGGCGUCAUACGCCGCCUCCUCUUUUCCUCUUCCUGCGGCUCCGCCUCCGCCUCCUCCGCCCUCCUGCUCUCCGAGGUCUCUGCUCGCGGCCUGGAACCGAGACCGAGCCCGGGGUCGCCGGCUGCCAUGCUGCCCGGGCGGCGGCGCUGAAGGAUGGCGACGCCCGUGCCCCCGCCCGCUCCGCGCCACCUGCGGCUGCUGCGGCUGCUGCUCUCCGGCCUCGUCCUCGGCGCUGCGCUGACGGGGACCACCGCCAGCCGCCCGGGUGCAAUUGCCUGCCCCGGGAGCCUGGACUGUGCCCUGAAGAGGCGAGCGAGGUGCCCCCCAGGUGCACGUGCCUGUGGGCCGUGCCUCCAGCACUUCCAGGAAGAUCCCCACGGGCUGUGUGUGCCCAGGACGCACCAGCCACGGGGGCAGGGGCUGCCCCCGCCCAGGCUGGAAGAUGACAUCGACCUCUUGGCCCAAGAACUGGCGGUGAAGGAGGCCGGGCACUCACAGCUCGAGCUGAAGCCAGUCCUUGAGGACCGACCCGGGCACCUGGAGCCUGCAGUUACCCUGGUGUUCUCAGAGCGUGGUCAGAGACCAGAAUCCGGCCUGCCCUCCCCUCAGGGAGCCCCCACCCCCACCCCCCGCGCCUCCUGGGGCUCCCCCUUGCCUUCUGGGCCCGUGCACAUGGUGCCCCUGGAGCCCCAGAGUCAGCGUGGUGAUGGCCUGACCCUUGUGCUGCUCGUGGUGUUCUGCGUGUCUGGCGCUGGUGCCCUGGCUGUGGCCACGCUCUGCUGGUGUAGGCUGCGGCGAGAUAUCCACCUGACCCAGAAGGCGGACUACUGUGCUGCAAAGGUGCCUGGCUCGCCCAGGACACCCCGGAUUUCGCCCGGGGACCAGCGGCUGGCGCACAGCGCGGAGAUGUACCACUACCAGCACCAGAGGCAGCAGAUGCUGAGCCUGGAGCGAGAGGACCCAGUGAUCCCGCCCUCAUCCAGGCACAAGGAGCCCCCCAAGGAGCUGGAGUCGGUCUCUUCAGACGAGGAGAAUGAAGAUGGCGACUUCACAGUAUACGAGUGUCCCGGCCUCGCACCGACCGGAGAGAUGGAAGUGCGCAACCCCCUGUUCGACCACUCCUCGCUGCCGGCGCCGCCACCAGAACCCCGCUCCUCACCCUCGCUGCCGUGACUGAGGCUGUGCCUGCCACUUGCCUACAGCGCGGGAGCCCCAGAGGGAACGCUGCUGACCGUGCCAGUGCUGUGUGGGCACUGGCCCAGGGCCCCUGCCAGCCAGAGCCCUGUGGUAGGCUGGGAGACCGUGGUCCCCUUGCACCUCCCAAGCUGGAAGGAGUGGGAAGACCCUAGAGCCCAGGCAUAGGUGGGGAAUUCUAGAGACAAAAGUCAAUUAAAGUACCUCUCAUGCCUGUGA